This is a messenger RNA of Protobothrops mucrosquamatus (brown spotted pit viper), 4095 nucleotides long. RefSeq names its product ribonuclease L (gene RNASEL). Bases 379 to 2478 code for a protein of 699 amino acids. The record is from RefSeq and is a predicted model, not a curated record. Gene Ontology annotation, biological process: protein phosphorylation; mRNA processing. Gene Ontology annotation, molecular function: protein kinase activity; ATP binding; RNA nuclease activity. The transcript has 6 exons. Lineage: Eukaryota; Metazoa; Chordata; Lepidosauria; Squamata; Viperidae.
GUAACAUUGGCUAAGGUGAUUGUUCUUAGCAUAGCAAGGCAUACAUAAUACUGGUCUGGGAUUCAUCUUCCAGAAUCUAAUUUAGACUGGAGUCAUAAACUUUUUGGCAAUAAGAUCUAUUGAACAUAGUCAAGUUUCUGAAUAAAGCCUAAAAUACACAUCUGAUUAUGCGGUUCAUUCAGUAUUCUGUUUUAAUAAUGGUCAGUCAAAUGUUUCUAGGAAUUUCUACUCUAGGUAGGAAUAGUUCUUUCAUUCAUUCAAACUGUUGAUGUCUCCAUAACUGUACACAUGUUUAUGUUAAAUAUACAGUAAUACAAAUACCUGGAAAUCUAAUAUAAUCCUCUUUCUUGAGAACUGAAAGAAGCCUGCAGAAAAGCCAUGGCAGCAAAAUUAAAUGUUGCUGUGAAAAAAGGUGACCUUCAGCUUGCUCAGCAGCUGUUGGAAGAAGGAGCAAAUAUUAACGCAAAGGUGGAAAAUGGCUGGACACCUCUCCAUAGUGCUGUACAGAGAAAUUCUGAAAAUAUCGUUAACUUUCUGCUGGAAAAGGGGGCUGAUCCAUUAGCUAGGAAGGAUAAUGGUGCUACACCUUUUAUUUUAGCAGGAGUGACAGGUAAUGUGAACCUUUUGAAACUUUUUCUUGAUAAAGGCUCGUAUAUUAAUGAGCAUGAUAUCAAUGGCUUCACCGCAUUCAUGGAGGCUGCUUGUUAUGGGCGAGAGGAGGCCCUGAGAUUUUUACAUAAGAAUGGGGCCGAUGUAAAUCAGCGCCGUGAAGUUGAUGAGAAUAAAAAGGCUGUGAAAAAAGGAGGCGCGACAGCUCUGAUGGAUGCUGCCAGUCAUGGCCAUUUUGCUCUGGUCAAAAUCUUGGUUGAGGAAAUGGGUGCUGAUGUAAAUAUCUGUGACAAUCAAGAUGCAAAUGCAUUGAUUCAUGCUCUAUUUGAGGACAAAGACUGGAAAAAAGGCAGAGAAGACUCGGCCCUUUUCCUUUUGAAAAACAACAUUGAUGCCAAUAAGAGGGAUGUAAAUGGGAAAACUGUGCUCAUAUUGGCUGUUGAAAGAGAAAGCCUGGACCUUGUGAAGGCCAUAUUAGAAUUAGAUGAAGUUGAUCUUGACGAUGCUGAUGAAAAUAACGAAACAGCAUUGCAUGUAGCUGUGAAGAAGCAAAACAAGGUAAUAGCAACGCUUCUAUGUGAAAAAGGAGUACGAGUAGAUGAUGAUGUCCUGGAUAUUGCCCGUAGAACUUACCAAAGCAAUAUGAUAGAACUUCUUCAGGAAUAUGAAUCACCAGAUAGUCCAAGGCAGCCAGAAAUGUGUAAGGAAUUCUCGAGCAUUCGCUGGAGAUCAAAACUCCAGAAACUCAAUCGAAUGCAUCGUCCUAUGAUUGGCAAGCUCAAGAUCUUUCAAUAUCAAGAUUUAUGGAUCCAGAACACCACCCAAGGAGGGGUCUACCUGGGAUUCUAUGAUGGAGUAGAGGUAGCUGUGAAGGUAUUCUGCAAGGGUGCAGAAAAUGCCAAGCGAGAAAAAGUGUGCCUUGAGAAAUGCCAAACCAGCAAAUACCUGGUAAAGUUUUGUGGUCAGGAAGUCCGGAAGACCUGUCUCUACCUGUGCCUCUCCUUGUGCGAAAAGAAUCUUCAAGAGUACUUCAAGGAAGAAAACAGCACAACUAUGGAAAGCAAAAAGAUUCUUAAAGAAAUAUUUCAGGCUGUAAAGGAACUUCAUGCCUUUGGAUUUGGCCAUCAGGAACUGCACCCAAGUAACAUUUUGAUAGAUGUCACUGGCAAGAUUUUUCUAGCAGACUUUGAUAAGAGCAGAGAAAUAACUGAUGAUACAAAAUAUUCUGUAAUCUCGAAAGACCUACAGGAUCUCCAAAAACUUAUGCUGUAUGUUGUGAUGAGAGGCCAGAAGGACUUUGAAGAUUUGCCUACAGAAUGCCCAGAAAAUGUAAAAGAACAUAAGGAAAUUCAAGACCUCCAAAAAAACCUGGAACUCUCUGACCAAAGUACCCCAGCUGAUAGUCUACUGGAAAUGCUGAUCUGUCAUCCAUAUUUCUGGUCCAAGGAGACAAAGUACAGGGUCUUAAGAGAUAUCGGGAAUGAGAUACGUGUGGCUCAUGCAAGCAAGAAAAGUGACAGCCUGAAUGCUUUGAAACAUAAGAGUGAUCCUUUCAUGGACUGGAAAACAAAGAUUGAUGAAAAAGUACUGGAAUCUAUGGAGUUUCCGUCCAGAGAGAAAGGAAACAAGAAGGGCAACAAGAAGGACAAAAGAUGCUAUCAGCCGGGGGUGAUAGAUUUAUUAAAGUUGAUUAGGAAUAUGGGUGAACACUACGAUGAAAAGGACGAUGAGGUGAAAAAAAUAGUUCGGGAUCCUGCAGACUAUUUUCUGAACCUCUUUCCGGAUUUAACCGUUUAUAUCUAUCAGUGUUGCUGUAACUCAGAUUUUAAGAAGUAUUUUCCAAAUGCUAAGAAUUCUUCACACCCAUAACAUGGGUCAACGGGCACUGAUUGUUUAAUGACAUAAUUGAAUGUGACCUACAUACUUUCUAACUAAAACCAAUCAAUAGUUUUAUCAGCAGUUAAUACUGUAUGUCAUCCUGGAAAAUGAGCUCCUCUUCUUUAGACCUUCCCUUGCUCACAGACAAUCUAGUCAAACUACAACAGCAAGUUAAUGUACCCCCAGAGAAACCAAAUAAUGCAGAAUACAGUUGUCAAAUUUACAAUCAUGUCUAGUCUGACAACACCACUCUUAAGUUCCCAAAGCAUUGGGCAAAGCAUGGUGGAGUUUCAUAACUGCUUCCUCUCCAACCUAAUAUGUUGUAUUUGUUAAUGAUCCUUCAGAUAUAGGAGUUUAUUUGUCAAAGUCAGUUUCUAUCCAAAAAAAGUCCCUUUUUAGUGAGUGGAGAAUCUCUGCUUUCAAGCAAGUUUAUUGUAAUGCCAUGGGGACAGAAUACAAGGUUCUUGACAAGGUUGAAGUAGCAACUUACAUAGUAAUGCCACACAUUUGGUCAGUUAAUAAUAUCCUGUAGCCACAACACCCCUUUCUUGAAACCCAGAGUCCCCUCCAAUAGCAUCAAAUGCAGUAACAGCAGCCAGAAUUUUCACAACUAUCCUUGAGGUUUCACUUCUGCUUUGUUGAGCUGCAUAAGCUAUUCCUAUAGUUCUGCUUCUCUGCAAACAUAUCAGUAAGCUGAAACCAUUUUACUAGGCUAAGCUACUUGUUCAGUCAGAUUUUAAGUGCACACGGGCUUAAAGAUUAUAAAAAGGCACUUGGGAAUUAAUAUUUUUGCCACUGAAGUUCUGUGCGCGCUCUGCAGGCUGCAAAAUAAAUGAACGUGAGGCAAGUGACCAUGGGUUAUCCUACCUAAGAGUGCACGAUGAGUGAAUCCAAUCACUCACUGUAAUGAUAUGUGGAAAUGACUUUGGGGGACAGGAGGAAAAGUCUUAGACUGGACAACUGGCAUGUAAAAGAGAUCUCAGCCCACAGAAGGAUGGAAGCAUGGGAAAUGUUUCCCUAGUAUUCUGGUGUGUAAAAAAAAAGGAGGGGAGAAAUUGCAGAAUAAGUAAGUUUAUGGCAAAGUUAAAAUACGUUUGCAAUAAAGAUAGAUGUAAUAUCCUUGGUUGUGCUCCCUGGCUGGGCUACUAUCAGCAACUAAUACUGAACAUACAAGAAGGUCCAUAUUACAUUCAACGCUGACAGCAGAGAUUCCCAAUUGUUCUUGGUCUUCAGUGCCUUCAUUUCAAUAAUUUUUUUCACAGUGAUCCUAGGCUCGUAGUUUGUGUGGUGUCUGACAGUUGUCAAGUAUCACUGUGGUGUCCUGUGGUGUCCCUGUGAGUUCACUGCAGCACCCUGGGAUACCGCAGAACAGAGUUUGGGAAUUGUGAAGCUAUAUUAUAAAUGGCCACGGUAAUAAUUAUUACUCUCUGCACCUAGCACAUUAAAUUUUACUUUGAUUGUAUUGCUUUACAUAUAAUGCCUACAUCUCUAUGGGUCUGCAUUUAUUCCUAAUUGGUGAUGUCAUGCCAUAUAAGUGGAAUGAUAAACUGAAAUUCAUGAAAAUCUAUGCUUCAAUAAACCUGGUAUGUAAAGUGCCUCAAAACUGUA